AUGGCGCGACAACUGGUGCAUUUGCCUGCCCCGACUUCAACACCAACAUUGGACAGUAUCGCCCACUUUGUCAAUGCUGUAAAAUUAUUUCUUGACGAAAGUGACAUUAUAUCCAUUGAUACUCUGGCUAGCCGAAUGAGUCCAUUCAGAAUCGACUUCCAACAAGGGCCAAUGGAAGACCCAGGUUCCAUCAGACCAGUACUAGUUCUCGAGAAUGAGCCGCCAUCACAACCAGAGCUCUUGGGUUCGACGCACCUGUGGAAUACAACCAACGACACGAUGGAAUCUCGUAUUCGUGAUCGAGAUACCCCCUGUCAGCAACGAUCGUGCAGCCUAAUUGUCAACGAAUAUUCUUCAUACCACGCAAGUUCUUUGGAUCUCACUAACGGCAAUGAAGUGGCAACUGAGAGGAUAGCCACCGAAUCUGGAUAUGACAGCGGCAGUGGCCAGGACACGGAGCUGCCAAAUUCUGACGGCUCUGUGUCAUCGAGCGCAAAUACCAUGCAGACCAGCAUCGGCAGCUCCCCUUCCCGCACUCCCAUCCAAAAGAUAAGAACGGAAGUGGAUCAUGAUGCUGCCCAAGAAGCCUCAUUACCACAAUCGGCACCUAAUGCGGAGUUGCCGGCGCCAAGUAACGUUGAUUCGGUCAACGAGACGGGACAAACGAUCCAACGAGACGCCGACAACUCGAUACAGGAUGCCGCCACGCCGAGGCUAGUGGCCGUAGCCAAGGCCUGCGUCCGAUCUGACUUUGUGCAGUUUCUGGAGAUGAAUUUAUCUCGCUGGUGUCAGCACGGUUUGUGGGGGAAAGAACGGUACUCGGGCCGUACGGUACGCGUUGACAAGUACGAAAAGCUGCAAACGGCGUACUCGUACAUUUGUCAGCUAGAUGCACGCAUGAAGGACGACGCAAUUCGCAGCCGAAUGGCCAUGGUUUUUCUCCACUUGGAGUUUGAGAAGACCUGCCGCGAAUGCAGGUCCAGCCAUCCUGGCGAGGCAAAGACCAAGACAAUGAUGGGGCGUGGGCGUGGAAAGAUUAGCUCCAUGAUUGAUGGAAUCCUUGAAAACACGCAUCCGAGUUGGCGUUUUGCCGAUGCUCGGGAGAAGGUUGAGAUGCGAACCAACUUUCACAACCAAAAGCGAUACGGGAAGCGAUGGUGGACACUGGUGAAUACUCUUGGGUGUGGCAUCUUGCUUUUAUGUUCAUCAAGUCUUGUCGGCAUGAUGUAUGCUUUCCCACCAACACUUUUCUUGGUGCAAUCAAGAAACUGGACUGACUCCGAAGACAGCCGGAACACUACUGUUACCGCCACCACGCUUGCAGCAAUUGCUCGCGUCAUACAAGUCGUCCACUCGGACAUGAUGAGUAUUCUUAAUUUGGCUAACCCGAUAGCUGAGAAGCUCUUUCAGAAUCAUGGGUAUCAAGACUACGACACGAAGCAGCUUCUGGAGAAGCUUGAGGCUUUUGGCUCCAUCAGCGUUGGGCAGGCUAGGGCAAAUGGAGGCAAUGCGGGUGACAAGUGGCGACAGUAG
Molecule: messenger RNA, 1533 nt
Organism: Metarhizium robertsii ARSEF 23
Lineage: Eukaryota; Fungi; Ascomycota; Sordariomycetes; Hypocreales; Clavicipitaceae
Exons: 4
Coding region: 1-1533 (510 amino acids)
Source: RefSeq, a predicted model, not a curated record